AUGGUGGAUUAUGGGCUCUGUGUGCUUUCCCAGGAGCCUGCCAAGUACGAGUUCAGCUACGAGGUGAGCGACGCGGAGACUGGCACGGAGUUUGGACACAGCGAGUCUCGCGAUGGUGACGUGGCCCAGGGAUCCUACAACGUGCUGCUGCCUGAUGGCCGCAAGCAGAUCGUCGACUACCAGGCGGACCAGGGAGGCUACCAGCCCGAGAUCCGUUACGAGGGAGAGGCGUCCACUGGCGCUGGGGCGGGUGCCGGCGGCUUUGGCGGACCCGGAGGAGCUGGUGGCGCAGCAGGUAGAGUAGCCCCCUUCCAAGAAAUACUAGCACCCAGAUUUCGUGAUUUUGUGGCAGCGAAGAGGUAG
Molecule: messenger RNA, 363 nt
Organism: Schistocerca piceifrons (Central American locust)
Lineage: Eukaryota; Metazoa; Arthropoda; Insecta; Orthoptera; Acrididae
Product: pro-resilin-like
Exons: 1
Coding region: 1-363 (120 amino acids)
Cellular component (GO): extracellular matrix
Source: RefSeq, a predicted model, not a curated record